Molecule: messenger RNA, 645 nt
Organism: Oryza sativa Japonica Group (Japanese rice)
Lineage: Eukaryota; Viridiplantae; Streptophyta; Magnoliopsida; Poales; Poaceae
Product: ubiquitin-like protein 5
Biological process (GO): mRNA splicing, via spliceosome; protein modification process
Cellular component (GO): cytoplasm; nucleus
Molecular function (GO): protein tag activity; protein binding
Source: RefSeq, a predicted model, not a curated record
AUUCUUCUGCUCCUCCACCGAGAGCGGGGCGAGCAGGCGAGGCCACACGAUUCUCCUCUCCCUUGCCGCUUCCAACACCAAGUCUCGCCGUGGCCAGGACUGAGCUAGGGUUUGCGUGAUCUUCGGGAGGAGGGAGCAGGAGAGAGUUCGAGGAGGAGGAGGAGGAGGAGAAGAUGAUCGAGGUGGUGCUGAACGACCGGCUGGGGAAGAAGGUGCGGGUGAAGUGCAACGAGGACGACACCAUCGGCGACCUCAAGAAGCUGGUGGCGGCGCAGACCGGGACGAGGCCCGAGAAGAUCCGCAUCCAGAAGUGGUACAACAUCUACAAGGACCACAUCACCCUCAGGGACUACGAGAUCCACGACGGGAUGGGCCUCGAGCUCUACUACAACUAGACACCGUGCCUCUGGCUGGUCUGAAUUCUAGUCUCAUGGAUGGCGAUCUGUUGAUUAUAUAUGCCCAUUUGAGCGGCCAGCGUCCGUAGCUCAUAUAUAAAACUCUAGUGAGCUGUGUAGUUCGUUGUGCCUAUGACUGUUAACUUCGAAUAUGUCGUUGUAGUAUGAUCAACCAGCAGAUGUGUUGUAUUUGAGGUUCUGCUACUCUCAUAACAUAAAUAACAUGUUAUGAAACUUUGAUCAAGUCUCA